Molecule: messenger RNA, 378 nt
Organism: Knipowitschia caucasica
Lineage: Eukaryota; Metazoa; Chordata; Actinopteri; Gobiiformes; Gobiidae
Source: the annotation of a GenBank genome assembly
AUGGCUGGAGGACGACAUGUCACAGCCCCAGCUGCUUCCCGGCCUCAGAGUGCACUGACUGUGGUGUUCCCGGGCCUGUCAUCCGGCUCAGUCACUUAUAUGGGCUUCAGCAUAUUGAACAGGCAACACGGAGCGCGAAUCGAGAGGGGAGGGCACGGGAGGAACCCAGAGCGGGACCAGCCCAGGCCCGGAGACCCGAGGGUGCCUGCUGUGAUUGGCACUUCUCCUUUCAGCGGCGCGGCCAGGGAGGGGCCCAGGUCACCACACCACGGCCAAGACCCAGGCUCGGGCUGGGGCUGGGGGGAUGCUGGGGGCUGCUGGGGGCUGCUGGGGGCUGCUGGGGGCUGCUGGGAGGAGGGCUGCCAGGGCUGCACUUGA